Messenger RNA from Sinocyclocheilus grahami, 927 nucleotides. RefSeq names its product carbonic anhydrase-related protein 10-like. Gene Ontology annotation, biological process: one-carbon metabolic process. The annotation marks the transcript as partial. The record is from RefSeq and is a predicted model, not a curated record. Gene Ontology annotation, molecular function: zinc ion binding; carbonate dehydratase activity. The transcript has 4 exons. Lineage: Eukaryota; Metazoa; Chordata; Actinopteri; Cypriniformes; Cyprinidae.
GUCCCGUGGCUUGCCCGUUAAACCUGGCUGAGUUAAAACUGUUACUGUCGCGAGGAGCUCCGACCGUGCCCACCGCGAGGACACGUCAAAUCACAGUUGUACUCUCUCCUUUCGCAGGGUCAGAUCAACGGAGUCCAACAUCUUCGUGGCAUAACAGAAGCGGUUCUGGAACGGGAAAGAACGCUUAAGUCGUUUUAUGGAGGCUUGUGGGACGCAACGAAACAUUUCUUAAAGUGUUGGCACUGAGGAUAUCAGUCCAGAUCCACCUUUAAUUCGGAACAUAGUCUUGUUUGGAUUUCAGCCUGUUUGAAAUGUGGCGUUAUGUGCUCGAGAUAAAUGUGCUAUGUGUGUGAUUUGGAGAGGAUCUUGUGGAAGGUGUCCAGUGGGUAAGAGACUGGGUGGACUCUAUCUGCAACUGAUCCCCGUUUUCUGAGCGCAAUGGACUUGGAAUGAAGACAAAACAUGGAUAUAAUCUGGGAAAUAUUUAUUAUCCUUCAAGCCAAUCUCAUCGUUUGCACUUCAGCUCAGCCAAAUCCACCUAAAAUCCAUGAGGGAUGGUGGGCUUACAAAGAAGUUGUUCAGGGGAGCUUUGUUCCAGUGCCAUCGUUCUGGGGGCUUGUAAAUUCUGCAUGGAAUCUGUGUUCUGUGGGGAAGAGACAGUCUCCAGUCAACAUUGAGACGAGCCAUAUGAUAUUUGAUCCCUUCUUGACACCACUGAGGCUCAACACUGGCGGACGAAAGGUUGGAGGGACGAUGUACAACACCGGCCGCCAUGUCUCACUCCGAUUGGACAAAGAGCACCUGGUGAACAUCUCCGGUGGACCGAUGACGUACAGCCAUCGUCUUGAGGAGAUCAGGUUACACUUUGGAAGUGAGGAUGGACAGGGCUCUGAGCAUCUCCUCAAUGGCCAGGCCUUCUCUGGGGAG